UUUGUCUGUAUGGCGGUGAUUAUCCGAUGCGCUGCAACAACAUCUUACAUUUUCAGCAGCCCGGUGAGGAGGUUGCUUGCAGCUGAUAGUCGUUGGUUCCAGUCUUUGAGAGGACGAGCACCAGCCAACAGCAAACGCUACAGUUUAUCAGUUUCACACUCGGUCACUGGGUCCAUGAUGAGUAAAAAGCUGCUGGUGGAUGUAGACUGUGGGGUAGACGAUGCUCAGGCCAUCAUGUUGGCGCUGGCCGCACCCGGCGUAGAGCUCUUGGGUAUCACCUGUGUGCAUGGAAACACCACAGUGGAGAAUGUGUGUAAGAACACACUGCGCGUGCUACAAGCCUGCAAUAAACUGGAGAUUCCAGUGUUUAAAGGUGCUGCUAAGCCAAUCCUCGGGAACAGCAUUAGUGCGGGGCACUUUCACGGGCAAGAUGGGCUGGGAGACGCUCCGGACCCAAAUGCUCCCAGUCUGGACCUGGUUCAGAAGGAGGAUGCUGUGUCAGCUAUGAUCAGGAUUGUCAAUGAAAACCAAGGAGAGGUAUCUCUGGUUGCCACGGCACCGCUCACCAACCUAGCCCUAGCUGUGAGGAUGGAUCCAUCUCUACCGAGCAAACUCAGAGGGCUCUACAUCAUGGGAGGCAACACUGAAUCUCGAGGAAACACCACAGUGUGCGCUGAGUUCAAUUUUGCUGCUGAUCCAGAAGCUGCUUACAUUGUACUGAACGACUACCAGUGUCCCACCUAUUUGGCUUGCUGGGAGUUCACCUGCUACAGUAAGCUGUCCUGGGAGUUUUGCGACGCCUGGUUGGCGCAGGACACCGACAAAGCUCGCUUCAUGGCACGCAUCUUCCGCCACAGCAUCGAGGCAUCGCAGAGCGAGCGCCUCCAGAAGGAGUUUGUUGCCGGCACGGGGCUCGUUUCCUGCGACUCAUACGCCAUGGCGGCCGCCGUGGACGACUCGUUCAUCGUAGAAAGCGACCAAUAUCCAGUUAGCGUGGAGCUGACAGGCACGCACACCAGAGGCAUGAUGAUAGUAGAUACUGUGGGCUUCCUGAAGAAGACUCACAAGGCUUUCAUCAUAAAGAAGGUGGAUAUGGGGAAGUUCGAGCAGAUGAUGAUGGCUGCUUUGAAAUAACGGCUCUGAGUGGAUGAAGGAGACGGAAGUGACCGCCACAUCUCUUCUUCUAUCCACAUUUUGGCCCAGUCUGAAGGGUUUUUUAAUGGAAUUGUAUGUCUGACGAAAGCAGUUGUCUGACAUUUUGUUAUUUUUCUCAGCUAUAUGUAUUUUUAGUAAUUAACUAACAUACUGUAUAUGACAAAUUGACUGCUGUAAAACUGCAUAACUGGUUGCAAAUUGAUACUUUGCACUGUCUAAAGCUAUUUAU
Messenger RNA from Lates calcarifer (barramundi perch), 1384 nucleotides. RefSeq lists its product as uncharacterized. NCBI's taxonomy places the organism in Eukaryota, Metazoa, Chordata, Actinopteri, Centropomidae. The record is from RefSeq and is a predicted model, not a curated record. Gene Ontology annotation, molecular function: hydrolase activity, hydrolyzing N-glycosyl compounds.